Messenger RNA from Trichoderma citrinoviride, 1605 nucleotides. RefSeq lists its product as hypothetical. The coding region runs from base 1 to 1605 and encodes 534 amino acids. NCBI's taxonomy places the organism in Eukaryota, Fungi, Ascomycota, Sordariomycetes, Hypocreales, Hypocreaceae. The transcript has 2 exons. Gene Ontology annotation, biological process: regulation of transcription by RNA polymerase II. The record is from RefSeq and is a predicted model, not a curated record. Gene Ontology annotation, molecular function: RNA polymerase II cis-regulatory region sequence-specific DNA binding; DNA-binding transcription factor activity, RNA polymerase II-specific.
AUGCUCAGUGGCCCCGGCUCUUCUUUUGAUGGCACUUCUCCGCUGCCGCUCGACCCGGGCUCAGCCAGUCACGCCCAGCCUCUCUGGGCAUCGGAACCACAACAGCAUCACGAGCAGCAGCAGCCGUCGACGCAAGGGGUUGCCAGGAACCUCAACGUUAUCGACGAAUUCUUCAUAAAAAAUGGUGCCCAUCGGCCGCCAGUGCCCUGCAACUACUGCCAACGGCUACGACUCCAGUGCCUCAUCCUCCAGACCACGGAGGCUAACCCGAAUCCCGUCAGCUCUUGCUCCAGCUGUGUAGCUCUCUACCGCGAUUGCAGCCUUGCGGAGCGUGGCAAGAGAGAAGCUUCCGCCUACGAGACUGUCCUUCCAGUCAUUGGCCAUCUGCAUGGUGUUCGCGAGGAGGUUGACGGCUCUACCCCCCUCGAGGGGACUACAAGAUGGCGCAUUGAGCGAGACGCUGCUCCAGCCCCAACCCGAUCAUCGUCAAUAGCUUCAUACAAGCGGAACAGCACCCGCUCUGUAAAGAAGACGAGGGUUCUGAGAAACUGGUUCGCCACUCACCAGGAACACCCGUAUCCAUCAGAAGACGAAAAGUGUCUGCUAUCCGAGCAGAGCGGCCUGACAAAGACGCAGGUGAUCAACUGGUUCGCCAAUGCCAGACGCCGCCAUCGCCUGACCGCCCAGUCUCACUUCAACAACAGCAGCAAAGUGUUCCUGCAAGGGUCUCCAAUGCCCCAGACGUUUCUUGCCGGCAUGUCGCCGAUGGAGCGAUGGAGGCACUCGCCCCCAAAUGAGGAGCCGGUUUCUACAUCGGCGAUCGAGAACGCCAUAUCUAACCAGCUAAAUGAAGGGGGCAGAGAUGGUUAUGUUUACUCCUAUGACGGCAGCUACGCCACCGACGGUUUCUACGACGCAUCAUCUAACUCUGGGUCGUCUGCCUUUUCCAUGUAUCAGUCCGAUGAUGCAGGCAUCUUCUCCCUAUCGGCACGGAGCUCCAUCCACGGCGGCGAUGGCGAUCUGAUAGCUGGUCCGUCUCGCCCAAGGGUCGUUGCAGGAGCGGCAGCGGAUCGUGGAAAGGCUCACAUGUUUCAAUGCACCUUUUGCCGCCAGAGCUUCAAAAAGAAGUAUGACUGGGUGCGCCACGAGCGGUCCAUCCAUCUACCUGGCCUCGAUUCGUGGAUAUGCAAGGUGCCUCUUCCAGAUGACCAGUCACAAGUUGUAUGGCGAGUGAAUCAUAGCGAGCCAGAAUGCAUCUUCUGCGGCGAGACAUCACCCACAGAUGAGCACUUGCAGGCCCACGAGUUUCAGUCUUGCGCCGAGCGUCCCGUAUCAGAGCGAACAUUCACUCGAAAGGACCAUUUAUGGCAACACCUGCACAAGUUCCAUCGCUGCCGAAAGUGGGAUGGAUGGAAGCCAAACCUACAUCUCUUACAGCACCAUCAGGAUACUUAUGAAAGCGUGUGCGGCUUCUGUCAGCUCAAGAUGCAUAGCUGGGAGGAGAGGGUCCAUCAUCUGGCGUCUCACUUUCGGCGUGGCGCAACCAUGGCUGAGUGGGCCGGCCGCGAGCCCAGCGAAGGCGGAGAACCCAGCCUUCCGAUCUGA